AUGGAUCGAGCUGCCCAGGACCCCGAGAAGACCGGCUUCGAGCACGCCGACGAAAUCAGAAGCAGCUCGAAUGACUCCUACGGCAUUGAUGUCGACGCCGGCUUUACGCCAGAGGAGCAGCGUAGGAUCAUCCGCCGCAUCGACCGCAGACUCGUCGUGACUGUUGGCGCCAUGUACUGUGUUUCUCUGAUGGAUCGCACGAACCUGUCUGCCGCCGCCAUCGCAGGCAUGACCAAGGAGCUGUCUCUUGAUCUUGACAACAGAUAUAGCAUUGCCUCUCUGCUCUUUUUCAUCCCGUACAUCAUCUUCCAGCCGCCCUCGACUAUCGUCGUGCGCAAUAUCGGCCCCCGUCUUCACCUCGGCGGGCUCACCCUUUUGUGGGGUGGCGUCAUGAUCGGAAUGGGUUUUUCGCGCAGUCACAUCCAUCUGUACGCGUGCAGAAUUUUGCUUGGUGUCCUCGAGGCCGGCUUCUUCCCCAGCUGCGUCUACCUCCUCAGCACGUGGUACACCAGAUACGAGGUCGGGAAGCGUUACUCGGUCUUCUACCUCCUCGGAUGCGUCGCUUCUGCCUUCGCCGGCAUCCUUGCCUACGGCCUCAUGCAGAUGAACGGCCAGCAGGGCCUCACCGGAUGGCGGUGGAUCUUCAUUAUAGAAGGUGUGCUUACCUGCGUGCUCGGCCUUGCGGGUUACUGGCUGCUUGUCGACUUCCCCGACUCCAAGCGUAAGGACUGGAACUUCCUCGGCGACCGCGAGCGCGCCUGGAUUGUCGCGCGCGUGAAUCGUGACCGCGGCGAUGCCCACAUGCCCGCCUUCAACCUCGGCAGAUUCCUCCGCGCCGGCGCCGACUGGAGGGUCUGGGCGUACGCCAUGAUCUUCUUCAACACCACCACCGUCACCUAUGCACUCGCGUACUUCUUGCCCAUCAUCCUGCAGGUCAACAUGGGCUUCGACGUUGGUGCUGCGCAGUGCCUCGUCGCGCCGGCGUACGCCUUUGCCGGUAUCGUCAUGUUCGGCACCGCCUGGCUCGGCGACAAGAUGAAGUUCCGCGGCCCCGUGAUCCUCAUCAACAUGCUGUUCUGCAUUGUCGGCCUGCCCAUCAUGGGCUUCCACUCGAACGCUGCGGUGCGCUACUUUGGCGUCUUCUUGACGACGGCGGGCGCCAAUUCACAAAUCCCGGCCGUCAUGGCGUACCAGGCCAACAACAUCCGCGGUCAGUGGAAGAGAGCUUUCUGCAGUGCGACACUGGUGUCGUUCGGUGGCAUCGGUGGUAUUGCCGGUAGCUUGCUCUUCCGUGAGCAGGACAAGCCUCACUACCGCCCAGGCAUAUACGGCUGCAUCGCUUGUAGCCUUUUAACCAUUAUCUUGGUUGGCUUGCUAACCCUUGACGCCUACUUCAAGAACAAAAAGGCUGAUCGGGGCGAGAUGGAGAUUGAGGCUGAUGAGGGCGCCCAGCAUGGGUUCCGGUACACUUACUAA
This is a messenger RNA of Colletotrichum graminicola M1.001, 1476 nucleotides long. RefSeq names its product major facilitator superfamily transporter. The transcript is spliced from 5 exons. The record is from RefSeq and is a predicted model, not a curated record. Gene Ontology annotation, cellular component: membrane. Gene Ontology annotation, molecular function: transmembrane transporter activity. Lineage: Eukaryota; Fungi; Ascomycota; Sordariomycetes; Glomerellales; Glomerellaceae. The coding region runs from base 1 to 1476 and encodes 491 amino acids. Gene Ontology annotation, biological process: transmembrane transport.